Messenger RNA from Knipowitschia caucasica, 552 nucleotides. The record is from the annotation of a GenBank genome assembly. Lineage: Eukaryota; Metazoa; Chordata; Actinopteri; Gobiiformes; Gobiidae.
AUGGACGACUUUGAGACAAGCCCCACCCUCCCUCACCCACCUCUCACCCACCUCUCCUCACCCACCUCCUCACCCCCAGCCCCUCCCUCCCUCAGCCACCUCUCCCUCACCCACCUCUCCCUCAGCCCCACCCUCCCUCACCCACCUCUCCCUCAGCCCCCCCCUCCCUCACCCACCUCUCCCUCAGCCCCCUCCCUCCCUCAGCCCCUCCCUCCCUCAGCCCCUCCCUCCCUCAGCCACCUCUCCCUCAGCCCCUCCCUCCCUCAGCCCCUCCCUCCCUCACCCACCUCUCCCUCAGCCCCUCCCUCCCUCAGCCCCUCCCUCCCUCAGCCACCUCUCCCUCAGCCCCUCCCUCCCUCAGCCCCUCCCUCCCUCACCCACCUCUCCCUCAGCCCCUCCCUCCCUCAGCCCCCUCCCUCCCUCAGCCCCUCCCUCCCUCACCCACCUCUCCCUCAGCCCCUCCCUCCCUCAGCCCCUCCCUCCCUCACCCACUGCUCUCGACACACGCCUCCUCUAAACAAAUGUGCUUGUGCCUCCAGGCGUUUGUGGUGA